AUGGAUUUUAUGAUCUCCAAGUUUUGCGACGAGGAGAAUUCACCGCCAAUACAGUAUCUGAAUAACAACGCUGCCGCCGAGGACAAAGGACCAAAUGCCGUGCGCCUGCCUCCUGAAAUGGAAUUGGGCAACGUCGAAUACAAAGUAAAGCUGCUGAACCCAAGUGCCUCUCGACUGGAACAUUUAAUUACUCAAAUGAAAUGGCGCCUACGCGAGGGACAAGGGGAAGCCAUUUACGAGAUCGGCGUCAGGGAUGACGGCGCUGUCUGCGGACUUACCGACGCGGAGCUAGAAGCUUCGUAUGUGACCCUUCGGCACAUGGCAUCGUCUCUGAAUGCGACCGUCGGAAUUCUUAACGAGCGUGACGUGACGCCGCAGAAUUCGCUGGUCCGACGCCGCGCCAUUGAAGUGUUGAUCCGUCUCGUGCCUGAAAAUCAACAAUUUCUGGAGUUGCGGCUGGCGAUACUUGGUGGUGGAGAUGUGGGAAAGUCGACGCUUUGCGGUGUGCUGACACAGGGGGGAUAUGAUGACGGGCAGGGCAGCAAGCGACAAGCCCUUUUUCGCUAUCCUCAUGAGCUCAAUUCCGGAAAGACUAGUUCGAUCUGUCUCGACGUUGUCGGCUUUGAUUCGCGCGGAAAGAUCGUGAAUUACGUCAAAAAAACUUUGGAGGAGGUUGUGGAGCGAUCUCAAAAGCUGGUGACUCUGAUUGAUCUUGCUGGUGACAUAAAAUAUCUGCGCACUACCAUCCAAGGAUUGUCGGGUCACAAUCCGCAAUGCUGCUGCCUGUUGAUCUCGGCCGAAACCGGGCCAACGGUGGCAACUCGCGAACAUCUCGGAUUGGUGCGCGCUCUUUCAAUCCCAUUUUUCGUCGUCCUCACCAAGCGGGAUCUCGUCGACAGGGCUCAGUUCUUGAGGGUCAGCAAACAAGUAGGAAUGCUGCUUGUCCGCGCCGGAGUAUCGGGUGGAAUGAGACGGGUGAAAAGUACUCAGGAUGCACUAAGGGCCGCCGCCAAUAUGGCCAAGGGGAUCAUUCCGGUGCUGGCCAUCUCAUCUGUGACUGGCGAAGGACACAAGUUGCUCCGUCGUUUUCUCAACUACCUGCCUGUGGACUGCACGAUAAUGGAUGAGCGCCAAAGCAAGGAGCUGCAGGCCCGCAACCCGUACUUCAUAAUUGAAGAAGUCUUUAAUGUGCCUCAUGUGGGCACCAUCGCUUGUGGAAUGCUGCAGGAGGGUCGCAUCAAUGAGGGCGAUAAACUGGUGAUGGGCCCCGCGAAGAAUGGAAGCUUCGAGCUGGUAGAAGUUGGCUCAAUUCGACGAUCCCGACAACCGGUGCGCUCGAUUCUCCCCGGCCAAGGUGCCUCGAUCGCCAUCAAUUUUCAUGGCGCUGAGACAGCGGUUCGCAGGGGCAUGGUACUUCAAUCCAUCCGCAGCAGGGAGUCGGCUUGCAUCCACUUCACGGCUAACAUCAUGCUGCUCUCUCACCCUACAACUGCUGUAUGUACCGGGUUCCAGUUUACAGUGUACAUCGGCUCGGUCUGCCAGACUGCCAAAUUGCUGGGAUUUGAUGGCGCCGUAGCCUUGGAAAUUGGCAAGUGGACGCUGGCCCGCUUCGCCUUUAUAUUCCAUCCUGAGGCUGUCCGUGUCGGCACCCCGUUGAUCAUCCGCCAAGGCAAGACCAAAGGAAUGGGCGAAGUCGUCGAAAUUUUUCCCUGGCUCCCCUGCCCUUCUUCUUGC
This is a messenger RNA of Mesorhabditis spiculigera, 1734 nucleotides long. The record is from the annotation of a GenBank genome assembly. NCBI's taxonomy places the organism in Eukaryota, Metazoa, Nematoda, Chromadorea, Rhabditida, Rhabditidae.